Trematosphaeria pertusa is the source of this 246-nucleotide messenger RNA. RefSeq lists its product as uncharacterized. The transcript is spliced from 2 exons. Lineage: Eukaryota; Fungi; Ascomycota; Dothideomycetes; Pleosporales; Trematosphaeriaceae. The record is from RefSeq and is a predicted model, not a curated record. Bases 1 to 246 code for a protein of 81 amino acids.
AUGGCUCAAGGCGCCGUCAAGAAGGCGUUCAAGCCCGCCAACACCAAGAAGCCUACACAGACAGGACCGAAACGAGGCGCACGCGUCAUCAAGCCCAAGAAAGCGUCCCUCAUCAGCCAGAACAAGAUCAAGAAGAAGCACACCGCCGGCCUCACCGCGAAAACCGAAAAGCUACUCGCCGAGAAAGCGGGACACCUGGAGAUGCUGCGGGGAGGGAAGAAGGAUAAGGAGGGGAAGGCGAAGUGA